AUGCCCUUCUCAUCAGCUAUUCCUCACGUUAUUAUCAUGUGGGCAGAAUUUUUUACAGGGAUUACAGUGAAUGGAUUUCUUAUCAUCAUCAGCUGUAAUGAACUAAUCAAGAUCAGAAAGCUAACACCAAUGCAACUCCUUUUAAUAUGCAUAGGGGGGUCUAGAUUUGGUCUGCAGACGGUGUUAAUGGUACAGGGUUUUUUCUCUGUGUUCUUUCCGCUCCUUUAUCAGGAAAAAAUUCAUGGCGCAACGCUGAUGUUCCUUUGGAUGUUUUUUAACUCCGCCAGUUUCUGGUUUGCCACCUGCCUCUCUUUGUUUUACUGCUUCAAGUUAAUAGGCUUCACUCAGUCCUGUUUUCUCUGGCUGAAAUUCAGGAUCCCUAAGUUAAUGCCGUGGCUGCUCUUGGGAAGCCUGCUGGCCUCCCUGGGCACUGCAGCUCUGUGUGUCAAGAUGGAUUACCCUGGAAACACAGAGGGUGGUGUCCUCAGGAAUGUCACGCGAACUGGGGGUAAACUCAAGUUAAAGCACACAGACGAAGUGCUUCUUGUGAACUUGGCACUCAUAUUCCCUCUAGCUGUAUUCGUGGUGUGCACUUGUAUGCUACUCCUUUCCCUCUGCAAGCAUGCUCGCCGGAUGCAAGACAGAUCUCGUGGUUUGGGAGGUGUGAGCAUGCAAGUCCACAUCAAUGCCUUAAGAAUGAUGCUAACAUUCUUCCUCUUCUUUAUUUCUUAUUUUGGCGCCUUCAUGGCAAACCUGACCUUCAGCUUUCCUUACAAAAUGCAGCACUUUGUGGUAAAGGACAUAAUGGGAGCAUAUCCCUCUGGCCAUUCAGUUGUAAUCAUCUUGAGUAAUUCUAAAUUCCAACAACAAUUCAGGAGACUUCUCUGCCUCAAAAAGAAUUAA
Artibeus jamaicensis (Jamaican fruit-eating bat) is the source of this 903-nucleotide messenger RNA. Its product is annotated as taste receptor type 2 member 7-like. Lineage: Eukaryota; Metazoa; Chordata; Mammalia; Chiroptera; Phyllostomidae. Gene Ontology annotation, biological process: detection of chemical stimulus involved in sensory perception of bitter taste; G protein-coupled receptor signaling pathway; sensory perception of taste. Gene Ontology annotation, molecular function: bitter taste receptor activity; G protein-coupled receptor activity. Gene Ontology annotation, cellular component: membrane. The record is from RefSeq and is a predicted model, not a curated record. The transcript has a single exon. Bases 1 to 903 code for a protein of 300 amino acids.